Molecule: messenger RNA, 1284 nt
Organism: Pediculus humanus corporis (human body louse)
Lineage: Eukaryota; Metazoa; Arthropoda; Insecta; Psocodea; Pediculidae
Product: serine proteinase inhibitor, putative
Exons: 7
Coding region: 1-1284 (427 amino acids)
Molecular function (GO): serine-type endopeptidase inhibitor activity
Source: RefSeq, a predicted model, not a curated record
AUGGCUUCAUGUUUAUCACAUCGACAUUGCAAGACAAUAGCAGCAUCAGAUCCCGGAAAUGUAAUAAUAUCACCGAUAAGUGUUAAAUUUUUAAUUAGCAUGUUAUACGAAGGUUCGUCGGGGGAAACGGCAAAAGAAAUAGAAAAAAUUCUUCACUUACCAGAUGAAAAAAAUUAUGCGAGAAUGAAAACAAGCGCCAUUUUAAGAUCACUUCAGGCAACGAAUCAAAAUUACGUCAUGGAAAUCGGUACAAAAAUAUUUGUCGAUCAAUCUAUGACGCCGAAAAAUUGGUUCCAGAGAAUUCUUUAUCUUUAUUACAAUGCCUACAUAGAAAAAUUAAAUAUGACGGAUUACAAAACGUCUAUUGAUAGAAUAAAUUAUUGGGUUGAAUCUGUUACUCAUGGACACAUAAAAGAUUUGAUUACUCAGGAUAAUCUCAAUCAAGCAAUGAUGCUACUCGUUAACGCCGUUUAUUUCAAAGGUUCUUGGGAAUCCGUUUUUCAACCUGAAGAAUCUUUUGAUGGAAAUUUCGAAACGUCGAAUGGACCUAAAAAAAUAUCAUACAUGAAACAAACUAAUUACUUUUAUUACAUCAGAUCACCGGAUAUAGAUGCACAAAUAUUGAGGCUACCGUACAAAGGAGACAAAUUUUCAAUGUACAUAGUACUUCCAGAAAAAGAAAACGGUUUGGAAAAAAUUUUAAAAAAUGUCAGUCCAACAGAUAUAAGAAAACAAAUAAUGAGACUCGAUGAAACUUCUGUCGAAGUCAUACUUCCUAAAUUUAAAUUCAAUUACAAAACUGAUUUAAAACCUGUUCUUAAAAAGUUGGGUUUUAGUAAAAUAUUUGAUUCGUUUGGUGAAAUGAAAGGUUUGGUUCAUAAUAAUCAAGUUAAAAAUUUGGCUGUGUCAAGCGUUAUACAAAAAGCUGGAAUAGAAGUUACAGAAGAAGGAAGCGUUGCUGCUGCAGCUUCCGAAAUGCAACUCGUCAAUAAAAUCGGAAUUCAAGACGAAUUAUUUAACGCGAGUCAUCCAUUUUUAUUUUAUAUCGAAGAUGUCACGACUGACACGAUAGUUUUCGUUGGAAAAUACGUUGGACCGGAAACGGAUGAUUCCGAAUCGAAAAUCCCGGUUAAAAAUGAAGAAGAAAAAGAAAAAGAUGAAAUGAAAAAAGUUAAUUCUACCGUAAUCUCAUCAUCGAUUUCUAACGUUCCGACUAAAUUACACGAACUCAAACAAAAGAAAAUCAAAUCAGAUUACAGACAAUCAUACAGAUACAGAUCAUAA